Molecule: messenger RNA, 1074 nt
Organism: Yamadazyma tenuis ATCC 10573
Lineage: Eukaryota; Fungi; Ascomycota; Pichiomycetes; Serinales; Debaryomycetaceae
Source: RefSeq, a predicted model, not a curated record
AUGUCACACUCACCACCGCAAAAUUGUUCGAGAAUUUUAUACACUGUGGAAGUUGCUCAGGCCAGUGGGGUCACAAAUGACUUCUACCUGAAUAUAGUCAGCUGGUCCAAAACUGCCAAACAAGUGGCUGUUGGUGUUAACAAAACUUGUUCUAUUUGGAAGUUGAACAAGAACUGUAAAACCCCUAUUAGUUUUGAGUGUCCCGAUGUCAUCACCUGUGUUUCUUGCUCCUACGAAGACCUUGUGGUAAUAGGAACAGAGGCAGGUAAAAUAUAUGUGAUUUCCCAGCUGGAUGGCCGACUUCGUGCUACUUAUAUAUUGGAUAAUAUUCCGAUUCACACUUGCACCUGGUUCAAAAACAACAAACGGUUUCUCGUGGGUGAUCUGUCAGGAAAUGUGUAUAUGAUAAAGACCAUCCACAAACAGGGCAUCUUAAUCUUGAAGAAAGAUUUUACCUUCAAGUUCCAUCAGCAGCUCGUUUGCGGAAUAGUACUCAACUCCGACGAGACACAAGUGGCAUUUGGGUGUGGUGACUGCACCGUGACAGUGUGGAAACUCGAAAAGUACCGGUUUCCAGUGAUAAAGUUCAUUCUUCCACACACAUCUGCUGUGAAAGCAAUGGGAUUUUGUCCUUGGGCCCCUUCGUUACUAGCUACAGGUGGAGGCUACUCAGACAGAACUAUUCGUUUCUGGCACACCAAUACGGGGACGUUGCUAAACUCAUAUUUCACCAAUUCUCAGAUCACCUCCCUCAAUUGGUGUCACUCGCGCAGAGAGCUAGUGGCUACAUUUGGCCCUGGACAUGGUGGGUCUAUUUUAGAGGUAUACAAGUUUCCAAGUAUGAAACCAGUGAAGCGGAAUCUUUUAGAACCGCUUUUCAUCCGGGUGCUGGGAGCUAGUGCAUCUCCAGACGGUCGGUAUCUUUGUGUGAUGUGUUCAGACCUGACAAUCAGGACAUAUAAAAUAUGGGGCAAUGGCAGCAACCAAAUGGUCCAUAAUGGUUUCGACGUGUUUGAAAGCAGCUUGAUACUGCUUGCGGAGGGGUUGAACCAUCCUUCACCCGUCAUUAGAUAA